Prunus armeniaca (apricot) is the source of this 150-nucleotide messenger RNA. Lineage: Eukaryota; Viridiplantae; Streptophyta; Magnoliopsida; Rosales; Rosaceae. The record is from the annotation of a GenBank genome assembly.
AUGAGAGGCUUGUGGCAUGGAAGCAAAAUCAACAUAAGUUUAGCACCAAAGAGGAAAAUAUGGCUUCCUAAGGAGAAAGGGGAGUGUUUAAGCUUGUUAGAUGUGGAAGUAGUCUGCCAGAAGAAGAAAAUGGAGAAAGAGAGUGAAUAG